AUGGGCAAGACACACCGAUUAGGGUUUAGAUCGUUGGAGAUGAUCCCCCCUCCUCUUGGGGAAGUAAGGUUAUGGGCGCCAGUACGGUCACAGUACGGUAACAGUACGGUAAACCCGGGCUUGUUUGCCAAUGGCGGGCGGUCUGUCGUGCAGGAGGGUGGUCACGGAGACACUUCUCGUACCCGGGCCGUACCCGGAGGGCAACUGGUCAAGUGGGAGGAGUUGCUGUUAGUCACAAUUUCCCCUCAGCGGAACCGGAGGAACAGGGGGCGGAAUAUGCGGUCCCAAGAGGUGUUUUUUAGGCUGGUAAAGGGCUGGUAA
This is a messenger RNA of Paracoccidioides lutzii Pb01, 321 nucleotides long. RefSeq lists its product as hypothetical. The coding region runs from base 1 to 321 and encodes 106 amino acids. The record is from RefSeq and is a predicted model, not a curated record. The transcript has 2 exons.